Didymodactylos carnosus is the source of this 540-nucleotide messenger RNA. Lineage: Eukaryota; Metazoa; Rotifera; Eurotatoria; Philodinida; Philodinidae. The record is from the annotation of a GenBank genome assembly.
AUGUCAAGUUUCCGGUGGGAACUAGAGCAACCAUAUCAGUGUUUAAAAAAUGAGUAUAGUUCAAGAAGGCGGCGCAUAGCAAUGAUGGGUGGUGGAUGUAAUCAAGAAGUUACUUUCACGUGGCUAUGUGACAAAAUUAAUGAUGCACAGGUAGUGGUCUUGAGAGCUUCACCUGGCAUGGAUUAUACCGAUUGGAUUAAAUCACAUUGUCCAAAUGUCCAUUUAGUGGAAACCAUACUCACAAUGUCAAGAGAGGACGCAUAUAACACAAAUUUAGUUAACACACUCAUGCGAGCGGAUGUUGUUCUUAUCGACGGCGGAGCACAGAGCAACUAUAUCGAUUUUUGGCAGAAUACUCCCUUACAAGACGUUUUAAAUGCCGCCAUAUUGAAUGGAGUGCCGAUUGGAGGAGUCAGUGCUGGAUUGGCUAUUUUGGGAGAUUACAUUUUCUCACUUGAAAAAAGAUAUGGUGUGACUGACCCAUUACGAUCCUCAGAUAUUUUGAUGAAUCCUUAUAAUCCACAAAUAAGAAUUCGAUAA